This is a messenger RNA of Hemibagrus wyckioides, 2947 nucleotides long. Its product is annotated as inter-alpha-trypsin inhibitor heavy chain H3-like. The transcript is spliced from 22 exons. Gene Ontology annotation, molecular function: serine-type endopeptidase inhibitor activity. The record is from RefSeq and is a predicted model, not a curated record. The coding region runs from base 54 to 2777 and encodes 907 amino acids. Lineage: Eukaryota; Metazoa; Chordata; Actinopteri; Siluriformes; Bagridae. Gene Ontology annotation, biological process: hyaluronan metabolic process.
CGCUGAAUCCUGCAGAACCUUCUUCAUAGUCAGGACUGAGCACUGGACACAUCAUGUCUACUGUGUGGACUGUGCUGCUGAUCUGUAUCUCGGUUUACUUAUGUUUACCACCGGGAUCUGGAGGAGCAUUAGUGAUCUCAAGAAACAAUGAGCAACAGGAAAGUGAAGGCAAUCCCGGCAAACUCAUAAAGAAACGAAGUGUGAAGACUGCUGAGAUAGAGUUACAGAAUGUGAAGAUCGAAUGCACAGUGACAUCUCGAUUCGCCCACACGGUCAUGACGUCCACAGCUCUGAACAAGGCGAAUGUUUCACAGGAAGUCUUCUUCGAGGUGGAGUUGCCCAAAACGGCCUUCAUCACCAACUUCAGCAUGGAGAUUGAUGGAAAGACAUAUGUAGGAAAUGUUAAAGAAAAAGAAAAGGCCAAGAAGCAGUAUGAGGCAGCUGUGUCAUCCGGACAGACUGCUGGUAUUGUCAAAGCUUCAGGCAGAAAGAUGGAGAAGUUCUCUGUCUCUGUGAACAUCGCAGCCAACAGCAACGUCAUAUUCACACUUACCUACGAGGAGCUCCUUCAUCGUCGGCUUGGCAAAUAUGAGCUCAUGAUCCGAGUCAAACCCAAACAGCUGGUCCAGCACUUUGAGAUUGUUGCCGAUGUCUAUGAGCCUCAAGGCAUUGCAUUUCUGAAUGCCCACGGUACAUUUAUCACCAAUGAGCUACUUCCCCUGGUGGAGAAAACAGUCACUGACAAAAGAGCCCACGUGUCCUUUUCUCCAACUCUGGAUCAGCAAAGGAAAUGCCCAGACUGUGAUGGCACACUGAUAGACGGAGAUUUCUACAUUAACUAUGAUGUCAGUCGUGUACAAGAUCUUGGUGACAUUCAGAUAGUGAACGGGUAUUUCGUACAUUUCUUUGCUCCAGCUACUUUGCCAAAAUUGCCAAAAAAUGUAGUUUUUGUGAUCGACAGGAGUGGCUCCAUGAGUGGAACAAAAAUGCAACAGACUCAUGAAGCACUGCAGACAAUCCUCAAUGACUUGCAUGAGGAAGACCACUUUGGCUUCGUAACGUUUGCAAGUGAUGUUACAACAUGGAGACCAUCACUAACUAAAGCCACCAAGGAAAAUGUAAAAAUAGCAGAAGAUUUUGUUAAAACCAUCAUCGCACUUGGCGGGACGAAUAUCAAUGACCCUCUUUUGUUUGCUGUGAAAAUGCUGAAAGAUGCCAAGGAACACAAAACUGUCCCAGAAAACAGCGCAUCCAUUAUCAUCCUACUGACUGAUGGAGACCCAAAUUCUGGUGAAGUUAAUCAAGAAAAAAUUCAAGAAAAUGUCCAGAAUGCUAUUGGUGGAAACAUGACCCUCUUUUGCUUGGGCUUUGGCUAUGAUGUACGUUAUGUUUUCCUGGAUGUUAUGGCCAAGCAGAACAAUGGUCUGGCUCGGAGAAUCUACGAGGGAUCGGAUGCUGUGCUUCAGCUGCAGGGAUUCUAUGAUGAAAUCUCGAGCAUUCUGCUAUCGGAUGUGAAUUUCCAUUAUCCAGAAAACUCGGUGAACUCAGUGACCAGCAGCUACUUUAAGCAGCUGUUUAACGGCUCUGAGAUCGUCGUGGCAGGUCGACUGAAUGACCUCGAGAUGAACGACUUUCCAGUCGAAGUGCACGCUCAGUCGUUAGAUGACGAGUUUGUGUUGAAAGGCCAGGCCAGUGUUCAAGACUGGAAUACCAUCUUUCCCGACCAGGAUUACAUCUUUGGAGAUUUCACAGAGCGUCUCUGGGCAUAUCUGACAAUCCAGAAUCUUUUGGACAAGAUAGAAAAGGGUUCUCCUGAAGAGAAGCAAAAUGUUACAGCAGAAGCACUAGAGCUCUCUCUGAAAUACAACUUCGUCACCCCACUUACCUCCAUGGUGGUCACCAAGCCUAAAACUGAAGAAAAGCCAGAGGAUACACUUAUUGCUGACAAGCUAACAGAGGAUCAGCGUAAGGAUGCUCCACAAGUUCCCGCUUCUUCGUACAAUUACAGGACAUACACUGCACCCGUUUUAAAUUGGGUUGAUUCAGAUCCGCACUUCAUCAUUGAGUUUGCAGACCAAAAUGAUGCACUCUGCUUCAAUAUCAAUGACAAACCAGGCACCAUCUUUAACCUGAUCAAAGAUCCACUGAUAGGUGUCACGGUAAAUGGUCAAACCAUCGGGGACAAGAAGGUAGACCCUGAGAACACGAUGAACACCUACUUUGGGAGCUUUGGAAUCGUUCAUGCUAAGUUUGGCAUCAGAUUGCUCGUGACCACACAGUACAUCUUGGUGUCUGAAAAGGGAAAACAGGCAAAACUCUUCUGGUCUGACAAUACCUCCAUCAAAGGGCCCAAUAUGGAUCUGCAAGUAGCCAAAGACCGCAGUCUUACAGCGACCUUGAGGAACUCUGUGAAAUUUGUUAUUGUUCUACACAAAGUAUGGAAGAAACAUCCCUACCACCAGGACUACUUAGGCUUUUAUACUCUGGAUAGUCAUCUGUUUUCACAUAAAGUCCAUGGACUACUUGGACAGUUUUUCCAUGGUGUAUCAUUUGAAGUUAGUGAUGUGUUUAAAGGGGAAGAUCCAGACAAACCAGAUGCCACCAUGAUUGUGAAGGGCCACAAACUCACAGUGACCAGGGGCUGGCAGAAAGACUUCAGAAAGGAUGUGAAAAAAGGAGAAAACUUGCCCUGUUGGUUCAUCCAUAAUAAUGGCACAGGGCUAAUCGAUGGUGGCAUUGGAGAUUACAUUGUCUCUGGCCUCUUUAAGACAAUCUGAGAAUAGAAACAAGGAUACAAGAGACUGGACUGGACCUGGCACAUAUUCUAUUUUCCAUUUUCUGCUUAAAUCUUGCUAAGGAGACACCAUCCUUUUACAUUAAGAUGACCAUACAUUCUUUGAAUAUGUACAUGCUUGCUUCAUAUUAAAGAUCUCUGGCAACUAUACAA